Messenger RNA from Fibroporia radiculosa, 1545 nucleotides. RefSeq lists its product as uncharacterized. The transcript has 9 exons. Gene Ontology annotation, molecular function: iron ion binding; oxidoreductase activity, acting on paired donors, with incorporation or reduction of molecular oxygen; monooxygenase activity. Lineage: Eukaryota; Fungi; Basidiomycota; Agaricomycetes; Polyporales; Fibroporiaceae. The coding region runs from base 1 to 1545 and encodes 514 amino acids. The record is from RefSeq and is a predicted model, not a curated record.
AUGGGCGCUGUUCUUGCCGUGCUGGGCCUUGGUUCGCUAUUCUUUCUCUGGACGCAGCUCAUCAAGCCACAGAGGACGCUGCCGCCUGGGCCCAAGCCCCUUCCACUAGUUGGGAACAUCACUAAUCUUACUAUCAAAGAGCUUUGGCUGCGCGUGACGCAGUGGGCGCAGCAGUACGGCGAUGUGGUCUAUGUACACGUGUUCGGUCAGGGUCUCGUCUUCCUUAACACAUACGAUGCCGCUGUGGACUUGCUUGAGAAGCGGGGCGCAAUCUACUCUGACAAGCCUGGUCUCAUCAUGACCGGCGAACUAUGUGGCUGCGAGAACAUGGUCGCAUUCACCCGUUAUGGUGACAAGGCCCGCCGCCAGCGCCGCCUUAUGCAGCAAGCCCUAAGUGCCAACAGCGUCCGCAGAUACGAGCCCCUCAUGGCCGUACAAACGCAGGAGCUCUUGAGGAACAUACUCCUCAACCCCGAAGAAUACAUUGCUAGUAUUCGUAGGUACGCAGGCGGUCUGACGCUUUCGUGCAUCUACGGCUAUCAGGUACGCUCGAACGAUGACAAGUUCCUCACGCUCGCCGAGGAGUGCGUCGACCUCCUCGCGAACAAGAUCGCAUCCGGCGGCGGUAUCUGGCCUGUUGACGUCCUUCCGUUCUUGCGCCACAUGCCUGACUGGAUGCCCGGCGCGGGCUUCAAGCGCAGCGCAGCACAGUGGAAGGCCAAGAUUGAGGAAUUUGUUGACAAGCCAUACGAGUACGUCAAAGAGAGCAUGCGGAACGGCACCGCCCUCCCUUGCUUCUGCACGACGCUCCUCGAGGAGAUGCAGGAGCGCUGCGAAAAAGAGAUAGAUGCGGAGCGCGACUUUGAUAUCCGCUGGGCGGCCAACUCCAUGUACUCGGCGAGCAUCGACACGACGCUCACUGUUGUGAUGCACUUCAUGCUCGCGAUGAUCAAGCAUCCGGACGUCCUUGCAAAGGCGCAGGCUGAGCUUGACAGCGUCGUCGGCUCCGGUCGCUUGCCGACGAUGAGCGAUCGUCCGGCACUGCCAUACUUGGAGUGCGUGAUGAGCGAAGUUCUGCGAUGGGGUGCGGCGGUGCCGAUGAGUCUGCCGCACCGCUUGAUGGAGGACGACGUCUACAACGGCAUGCACAUCCCCAAAGGUUCUCUCGUGUUUGCGAACGUCUGGAACAUGGUGCGCGACCCAGCGCUAUUCCCCGACCCACACGCGUUCACGCCCGAGCGCUAUCUCGCUCCUGCUGCGGACGAGGCGACCGCGCGGCGGCGCGACCCACGCAACUACGUUUUCGGCUUCGGGCGGCGGCGCUGCCCUGGGCUGCAUCUCAUCGAGUCUUCGCUGUGGAUGGUGAUGGCGGCGAUGGUCGCGACGCUCGACCUGUCGGUGGCGCUAGAUGCGCAAGGGUACGCGGUGGAGCCCACAGUCGAGUUUCAGAACGCGGUGUUCCGCACGCCGAGCGCGUUCAAAUGCGAUAUCCGGCCGCGCUCGGAGCAGGCUGUCCGGCUGGUGCGCGAGGCGGUGGAUGCGUGA